UCUCUGCUAAUACACACACCUCGUUCUACCUACUACUGGGAAUUAUCUCUAAUUUUUCACAUCAUAAGAGGCCGGGUCGAUCGAGGCGUCGGGUAGAUAGUGACAACAUCACUGUUCUUUCACUCGUUUUCUUCGUUCGAAUAGUCUUUUUGUCGCACAACUUGUGCGUAUGCUUGGGUCGCGUUCAGCAGCUGGACGAACUGCUGGAAUAUUCAGAACAGUGUAUCGGAGUCAUAUCCGGCAAAAUCUGAUAACGUUCUCUUCCACCCGCUUCGAGUCAGCUCGUCCAACUACAGACUCUCUUUCUCGUAUACCACCACUCCGGCAGCAACUCUCUAGACUCUUUUCCAGUUCCACCAUGGCCUCUGUCGACGCCAUCAGUGCCCUGCUAGAAAGCCUCUCGAUUAUCCCGACUGCUACAGUCUCGCAUGCUCCAGCAAGUUCUCCUGCUACUUGGCGGGAAGCUCUCGAACAGAGCUCAUCUGCACCAAAGCCCUUCGAGCUCAUCAAAACGCUGGUCUACAAACCAAAGACCGCCAAAACUGCGACUCCAAUUCCUCUGGUAGUCGUUGCAAGAGAACACACCGAUGUCAUUUCAACCGUUCUGGGAAAGAAACUCAAUCUGAAAGACUUGCGAUUGGCAUCGGAAGACCUGCUCACCGAGUUUUUCUCGCUAGAUAAGAACUCUCUUUCUCCUUUGGUUCUCAACGAGCACACCUUCCAUAAUGUCGUCACUGUGAUCGACAACACGAUAGAGUCGUCCUCUUCAUCCUUCGCGAUUCGCGGACUCUCCACUAGUUCUACUAUUUUCCUUACUGGACGAGAACUCUUUUCGUCCCUCAAACGCCUCGAAACAAAAGAGAACCCUUUGCACGAGAUCGACUUUGAAGCUCUCAAGACUGAGGCUCCUGCCCCCCAUGCUACAGUUGCCCCCGCAAAAAAAGAAAAGGAGGCUGCAAAGAUCGAGGGCGCUGUUCAGAUUGCUAUCGGUAUCAAGAAGGAGGUCGAUUUCGCGGGAUGGUAUACCAAUGUCUUGCUUAAGGCCGAUAUGCUGGACUACUACAGCGUUAGUGGGUGCUAUAUCUUGAAGCCUUGGUCGUACAACAUCUGGGAAAUCAUUCAAGACUGGUUCAACAAGGAGAUUCGUGAGCUUGGUGUCCAGAAUGCCUACUUCCCCAUGUUCGUCUCUUCAAAGGUCCUGGAGCGAGAAAAGGACCACAUCGAAGGGUUCUCUCCAGAGGUCGCUUGGGUCACCAGGGCCGGAAACUCUGAUCUCGAAGAGCCCAUUGCCAUUCGUCCGACCUCUGAGACCGCCAUGUACCCAUACUAUGCCAAGUGGAUCAAGAGUCACCGCGACUUGCCCUUGAAGCUCAACCAAUGGAACUCCGUCGUUCGUUGGGAGUUCAAGAACCCUCAACCCUUCCUCCGUACUCGUGAAUUCCUCUGGCAAGAGGGUCACACUGCACAUUUGACCAAACCUGAGGCCGAUACCGAAGUUCGACAGAUCCUCGAGCUUUACCGUCAAGUCUACGAAGAUCUCCUCGCUGUCCCUGUGAUUCCUGGUGUCAAGUCCGAGAAGGAGAAGUUUGCUGGCGGUCUCUACACUACAACCGUCGAAGGCUUCGUCCCCACUUCCGGACGUGGCAUUCAAGCUGCUACUUCUCACUGUCUCGGACAGAACUUCUCUCGUCCUGAGAUGUUCAACAUUGUUGUCGAGGACCCGAACGAUCCGACUGGACAAGGAAAGACUUACGUCUGGCAGAACUCCUGGGGUCUGUCAACAAGGGCGAUCGGUGUGAUGGUCAUGAUUCACGGUGAUAAUCAAGGUCUCGUGCUUCCUCCGAGAGUGGCGAGCAUCCAGGUCGUCAUUGUUCCUUGUGGUAUCACGGCAAAGACCUCUGACGAACAGAGGAAAACUAUCAACGACAAAUGUGAGGAGGUCGCACAGACGUUGAAGAAGGUUGGCGUCAAGGCCAAGGCCGACCUUCGUGAUGUCUACACUCCUGGCUUUAAGUUCAAUGACUGGGAGCAGAAGGGUGUUCCCCUUCGUCUCGAGAUCGGCCCUGCCGAUAUUGCCAAGCAACAAACUCUCACUGUCCGUCGAGACACAGGUGUCAAGGCCCCAAUCCCUCUUGCCGACAUCACCACCUCCGUUCCUCAACUCCUCGAGACGAUCCACAACGACAUGUUCAAGAAGGCUCAGGACAUUUACUUCUCUCGUCUUAAGCAAGUCACCAAAUGGGAAGAUAUCGUUCCUACCCUUGACAACAAGUGCGUUGCCGUUAUACCGUGGUGUGAGGAGGAGGCUUGCGAGGAUGAUAUUAAGGAACGAAGUGGUCGAUCGUAUGUUGCGAAUUCCCUGUUUGUUGGUGCAUUGCUUGAUGAAUUCUCUUUAUUUUCUUGUGUAGCGCCGAGCCUCAGGAUGAGCGUGCUCCUUCCGCUGGUGCCAAGUCUCUGUGCAUACCCUUCGACCAAUCCCGCUGGACUCCCAUCGUUCCUGGCCAGACCAAGUGCCCAGGCUGCGGCAAGGACGCGAAGCGGUGGACCUUGUUUGGUCGUUCAUACUAGAUUUUAUUUUGGGGCUUUGUUGAUGUACUUCCUGUCUCGACUUGCUGUCGUGUCUAUAACCUGAAUAGUUGAAUUGUAUCUGUAUCUAAAACGACGCGAGGUCUAUUACUAUUAGCUGAGGUGUAGUAUAGGUGGGUUUACAACAACGCGAAUUAAGUCGUCAAACUGAGUGUUUGACCGAAUUUAUAAUCUUCAUGAACUCCUUUUCUCUAGCCAA
Messenger RNA from Somion occarium, 2785 nucleotides. NCBI's taxonomy places the organism in Eukaryota, Fungi, Basidiomycota, Agaricomycetes, Polyporales, Cerrenaceae. The record is from the annotation of a GenBank genome assembly.